Vitrella brassicaformis is the source of this 2247-nucleotide messenger RNA. The record is from the annotation of a GenBank genome assembly. NCBI's taxonomy places the organism in Eukaryota, Vitrellaceae.
AACGAACACAGCCCUUUAGCUCAAACGACCGGUUUUGCAUAUCAAGGAGCGUUCGCAUCCAUCCAUCUGGCUCAAGUCAGUCACGAAAGACCACACGGCACACACACACACACAUCCACACACGGGUUCUGGUUUGUACAUGGCGACAGACAAAUAGCACAGCUCUCUCUCUGCAACCGAUCGAGCCGCUCUCGAGUGAAAAAGGUAACACCUUACCAGGCGAGCUUUAUCCAUAAAACGACACUCCUCCUUCCUCUCCUUGCCCUCCGUCCGUUCCCCCACGUGUGUCACAUAGCGCACUCAUCUUGCUGCCUUGGCAAGGCUCGGCUCUUCCGUCUUCCUGCGGCUCCUCCGGCCCGCCCUCAUGUCGCGUAUGAUCUGACCAGCUAUAAGCUUCCGCCUCGCCUUGAGGGCCGACCCUACACCCAGGCCCAGCGCACCGCCCGUGGCUGCGCCAGCAACGGCACCUAUCGGGCCGAAAGCCACGCCGCCCACAAUGCCGCCCACCACCGAUGCAGCGGAUGACAGGUGAAGCGACUUGAGCUUCGUUUUGCGAUGCGAUGCGUGCGCCAGCUCGACGGCGGCCUCUGCGGUGCGAAAAUGGGAGCUCUGAAGGCCCAUAUCGGUGUGGUCGAGGGCUGACUGGGAGGCGUCCACCUCUUUGGCAAUCUGUUGCUGAAGCUCAAACAGAUUGGCCAGGCACUGUUCAAUCUCCCGCAACUCCUAGAGGAAGAAGCGAAGAGAGAGGCCAUCGAAUACACACACCAAUACGACACACAGGGAAGGAGGAUGGAAUGUUUAUGGAACGGGGAGUCACCUGUGUCUUUUCCUGCUGCAGUUCUUCCUCCAGGUCUUGCUGCAGCGCCAUGGCCUCCACUUGAGACAGGUCCACCACUUGCGAAAUGAGCAGACCGCUGUCGUCGACCUCAUCCUCAUCACCCACACUCACAGACCGACCAACACCCGCACCACCCACCAGUUGCCCGCCAUCGUCCGCUGCCAUUGGUGCCCUCUCCUCUCCAGGAGCCCCGCUCUCCCUCUUUUUGGCAUUGUCAGCCGCCUCCAGCAGUGCCCAGUGUGUGGAGCAGAACUCCUGGUGCUUCGACUGAAGCCGCUGGAAGUCAUGUCUGAGCUUGUUGACGUACGUGGCUGCCCUCCGACUCGUCUGCGCUGAAUCGGUGGCCGCCGACUGGACGAACGACUGUGUCGUCGAGGAGGAAGUGACGGAUGCGAAGAACUCCCAAAGGCCCUUCUCCAGCUCGUUGCACCGGCCCAUAAGGCUGGCGAAGUCCAGGAGCGGCGCAUCGGCGGCGUCGGCAUCCCCGCAGCGGGGACUCCUGUACUGGAUGCGCAGCGCCGGCGCUUGCCUCUCCACCACUAGCAGCAGCUGUCCGAAUUCCCUUAGAAGCGAAGCGGCCAUAUGUGGCUCGUCCAUGUCAACCACGUCAGAAGCCGUCACGUUCUCGCUCGAGGCGGGAGGAGAGGUGACGUCAGAGGAGGUGGGGGGAGAGGGGGAAGGGUGGGGCUCCUGCUCGCUCGUGCUGGCAUCAUCUGAUGAGCUGGGCGGGGCGACGGCUGUGUCCAUGGUGUGGCGGGUCGUCAGGUCGGACAGGCUGACAGGCAGCGAUAGCCGCAUUGGAGCGAUAAAGGACGACCAGCUGCCUCCACCUUUCCGUGGCUGCUGCUGCUGCUGCUGCGAUUGAACCGACACAUCUUCUCCCUCAUCGCUCUUCGCUGCUCCCUUUUGCCGAUGUCGUGUGGACGGGAGCCACGGAAACGCCCAAGAGGACUUCUCCUUCUUGGUCGCAGGCGCCACGCUCCCGUCUGUUGCAUCAGGCUCUUGAGGAGCGGCUGAGGAUGGCGAGAGGGGGGUCGGCUUCACCGCCGCCGUCCAGGGGAAGGGUCCAGCGGCAGGGUUGUCUUCUUGAUCCAGCUUCCGCGUCACGAAGACCGGCCGAUAGGUCGUCGUUGAUGCGCUAUCCUCGGCGCUCCGUUCCCUGGUGUGCGCGCGAUACCUGACGCCAUCUGUGGUCACCCAUCCUUCGGCGUCCUUGAAGGCUCCAUCUGGCUCAGGAGAGAGAUCCACCUGAAAGAGGCGCUUCUGCCGCUCCCAGGUGCGGACGUCAAAGGUUGACGCGUCGUCGGUCUCAAUGGUUGAUGGCCGCCAUUCGUUGUCGCUGUCGAGGAGCUGUGUUUCUCUCACUGUGACCUUCUCCAUUUGCACUUUUCCUGCGUUCUCCGGCGUCU